Alnus glutinosa is the source of this 617-nucleotide messenger RNA. RefSeq names its product transcription initiation factor TFIID subunit 6-like. The transcript is spliced from 2 exons. The record is from RefSeq and is a predicted model, not a curated record. Bases 86 to 520 code for a protein of 144 amino acids. NCBI's taxonomy places the organism in Eukaryota, Viridiplantae, Streptophyta, Magnoliopsida, Fagales, Betulaceae.
ACCUCAGCCAUCCCUGUCAGCACGUGCAGUGUGGAGGACCAAUGCAAGAGUUAUUACCACCCCACCAAAUAAACGCAAGGGGAGCAUGGAACACUUGGAAAAGCAGCCACCGCACAAGAAAAUAGCAACUGAUGGUCCAAUUCUUGCAGCGUCGACCAAUUCCUCAUCAUCUCACAUGGAAGAGAAAGCUGUGGUUCCACCAGCUCCUUCGGUUGAUUCUAAUGCAGGCCCAUCAUCAUCAUCCUCUAGACAACCGCCUAAUGACAUAAAUUUGGAUGGCAGAAGUAGGAGAGACAAGCGUGAUAGUCAAGCUCUGAAUAGGUCAGCUGUCCUCUCCCAGAUAUGGAAAAAUGACUUGGAUUCUGGGCGUCUCCUGGUAUUGCUGUUUGAGCUGUUUGGUGAAGGCAUUUUAUCCUUCAUUCCAGCUCCCGAGAUGUCUAUGUUCUUAGGACCAUUUGUACAAAGAUCUGCACUUCCAUAUAUAGUUACCCAUAUGUGUACAAAUUACACUUGCAGAUAGAAUUUUAGAGUUCUCGAGACCAAAUCUUUUGGUAAAUUUCUAUGAAGCUUUUAUGAACUUUUAAUAAUACUGUUGAUCAUGUGUUGAUUGUCUGGAA